AUUCCAGGCGUGUUUGACACAGAAGACACAAAUAAUGGAGAAUACAAAACUUUUUGUUUCCCUGGUAAAUGGCACCGGUUCAAAAUUUACGGAUAAUUAUGAUAAAAACUAUUUACUCAAUGAAAACAUUGUACAAGAUAGAAACCGUACAUCCAGCAUAUAUGAAGACAUAGCCUUAACGGUGGUCUACUCGGUGUUUUGCUUACUGGGAAUCAUUGGAAAUGGUCUCGUCAUCUGGUUCGGCAUCUUCAGGAUCCAGAAGACCGUCAAUGUUAUAUGGUUCCUCAGCUUAGCCCUGGCUGAUUUCUCCUUCACAUUUUUGCUUCCUUUGAACAUCACACAAAUUUUAUUGAAAUAUUGGGCAUUUGAAACAUUUACGUGCAAGCUAACCCAAUUGGUACUGUGUAUUAAUUUGAUUGUCAGCGUCCUCCAGAUCACAGUCAUCAGUUUGGACCGAUGCAUCUGUGUGAUGCUCCCCGUAUGGUGCCACAACCACCGGAGGCCAAGAUUGGCUUUCAUCAUUGUCCUGAUCAUUUGGAUAGGUUCUAUUGCUCUGUCGUUACCCUUUAUAGUAUACUCAGACAUAGCUGAAAUUCAUGAACUGAUGAUAUGUACUUUAAAAAUAGACGAAUCUGACUGGGCCAUGAAGACAAUGUUGGACUUAGUCUUAUUCUUCCUUUUACCUUUCAUUAUCAUUGUCUCCUGCUACAUUGUGAUCGUCUUGUACUCCAAAAAGAAACGCAUCUUUGCAUCUUCUCGGCCUCUUAAAACCAUUGCGGCUGUCAUCAUCGCGUUCUUUAUCUGUUGGUUCCCUAUCAGACUGUUUACCCUUCUCCUUACAUUUGAAGGUCGUCUGUUUGACUUUUAUUCAGUUUAUUAUGGGUUUUUAAUCACCAAUCUCCUGAUAGUUCUGAAUUCUUGUAUUAACCCCAUCCUCUACGUCUUCAUUGGUCGAGAUUUUAAGGAAAAAUUCUGGGGCUCCUUCCAGGCUACAUUAGAAAAAGCAUUUAUAGAAGAGGACAAGUCAGCGUCUGAGAAACAAGAAAGAUGUACUGCUCUUCAGAGUUUACAGUAACAUUACAUACAGCAGAACUGUGGUCUCCAAACUAUGGACCUUCAAGACUGCACCAUUUGGAGGUCUACAGGUUGGAGAAGAAGAUCAAAUCACAGAAUGAACAGCACCUAAUGAUGUCAUACUUUUUUUGUAUUCUUUUUUACACUAAAAUGUAGAUUUAUAAGCAUUUUUUUCCCUUCUUGUAUUAACAUCGUGGUAUCCCAGAAAACGAAAACCUACCUGUUUUGCGCUUACA
Molecule: messenger RNA, 1310 nt
Organism: Hyla sarda
Lineage: Eukaryota; Metazoa; Chordata; Amphibia; Anura; Hylidae
Product: chemerin-like receptor 1
Exons: 1
Coding region: 35-1075 (346 amino acids)
Biological process (GO): complement receptor mediated signaling pathway; positive regulation of cytosolic calcium ion concentration; inflammatory response
Cellular component (GO): plasma membrane
Molecular function (GO): G protein-coupled receptor activity; complement receptor activity
Source: RefSeq, a predicted model, not a curated record